Messenger RNA from Rhopalosiphum maidis (corn leaf aphid), 742 nucleotides. RefSeq names its product gonadal protein gdl (gene gdl). Lineage: Eukaryota; Metazoa; Arthropoda; Insecta; Hemiptera; Aphididae. The transcript has 4 exons. Bases 120 to 650 code for a protein of 176 amino acids. The record is from RefSeq and is a predicted model, not a curated record.
UCACAGUUGAAUAACUUGAAUAGUUGAAAAUGUUCGAGUAGAAUUAUUGAAAUUCGGUUUUGAAUAAUUAUUAUUAAUUUAUAUCCGUUUCCGACGAAACUCGGCCAGUGUCCGCCAUUAUGGCGACGUCGGACAACCAAAAUGAGACCCAGUCCAGACUCUAUUUCCUUAACGAACAGUUACAGAAAAUGGUCAAAGAGUUACCCAGGAAGUACCAGCAGCGCAUACCCAAUGAACUUCUAUGUGAACUCACCGAAUGUCUGUUGGACAAAACGCUGUAUUCGAUUGUGAAAGAACUGACUGAUAUUCAGCAUGUUACCGAGAAACAAAUGUUUCAAAAACGGUUAGAAAUGAUCAACAAACAUUCGGUUGGCAUUCAAAAACUAUUGAAGUCGGAUUUGGCUGAACCAGGCAAGACCGAGACAAGACUGAAACUUCAAGCAGAACACAGAAGGAACUUGCGAGAAUUCGAUAAGAAAAUAGUGUCAGAACUUGACGAAAAGCGACGAGAACAACAGAAUACAUUGCACAUGGCUGGUGUACCAGGAUUUGAUAUCACAGAUGAUGCUAGCCGUAUUCAAGUACAGAUACGUUUAUGUGAUUUCAUCAUAAGACUGAGUCAAAUUGAUAAAAAACCAGAAGAAGUUUAAAAAAAAAACAAUGUUGUACAGGAAAAAUUGUAAUUUAACUAAAAAGAAAAAAUAUUGACCAAGUUAUUAAAAUAAUUCCACCUAUGUAUAAU